Molecule: messenger RNA, 2097 nt
Organism: Trichophyton rubrum CBS 118892
Lineage: Eukaryota; Fungi; Ascomycota; Eurotiomycetes; Onygenales; Arthrodermataceae
Exons: 3
Coding region: 333-1829 (498 amino acids)
Molecular function (GO): heme binding; oxidoreductase activity, acting on the CH-CH group of donors; flavin adenine dinucleotide binding
Source: RefSeq, a predicted model, not a curated record
AGCCGGCGUUGCCUCCCUUUUCUUGACCAUCUCGUCUUGUCUGUUUGAUAUAUACUAUCCUUCAUUCUUUGGGUUACAAUCAUGUCUGGCGUCUAUUCCAAGGAUGACGUUGCGUCGCAUAGCAAAGGGGAUAGUGUGUGGAUUAUCAUCGACGGAGACGUCUACGAUGUGUCUAAGUUCCUCGAUGAUCACCCAGGUUGGUUAUAAACAGCAUAUAUAUCAGCGUUGAGAAACGAAGCUAACCUUACUAUAGGCGGUAAAAAGAGUACGAUCGUUUCUUGCCUUGUUCCUAGACAAUAUAUACUCACAGUUCUGUUAUAGUCUUGCAGCGCAUGGGAGGAAAGGAUGCUUCAAAGCAGUUCUGGAAGUACCACAACGCCGGCGUGUUGAAGAAGUACCAACCAAAGCUGAAGAUUGGCUCCCUCGACUCUAAGAAAGCCGAGGCUGCCCCAGCUCCAGCUCCAGCUCCUACCCCGGCUCCAAAGAAGGAGGCCUCAAAGCCACAGGAACAAUCCUCGCCUGUCCCAGCCGCAGAGGCCCUGGACCCCUAUGGAGAGCUUAUCCCUUUCUCGGACCCGUCGUGGUACCAUGGAUAUUACUCUCCAUUCUACAACGAAUCACAUGCUGCUCUACGUGACGAGGUGCGACAGUGGGUAGAGACCGAGAUCGAGCCUUACUGCCACGAGUGGGAUGAGGCCAAGGCAGUUCCCGAGAACAUUUACAAGCAAAUGGGCGAGAGAGGUUACCUUGCUGGUCUGCUUGGCCUAUCAUACAACAAAGACCUAGUCAAGAACCAGGUGAAGAGCGUUUCUCCUGAUAAGUGGGAUCUCUUCCACGAACUGAUUGUCACCGAUGAGCUUUCUCGUGCAGGCAGCGGAGGCAUUGUCUGGAACCUCAUCGGUGGAUUUGGCAUUGGCUGCCCACCAGUCGUCAAGUACGGAUCCAAGGAGCUUGUCGAGCGUAUCGUUCCAGGUAUACUGGCUGGUGACAAGCGUAUCUGUCUAGCCAUAACCGAACCUGAUGCCGGAAGUGAUGUCUCCAAUUUGUCCUGUGAAGCCAAGCUUACCCCUGAUGGAAAGCAUUACAUCGUCAAUGGUGAGAAGAAGUGGAUCACCAACGGUAUCAUGAGUGACUACUUCACCACUGCUGUACGAACUGGAGGCCCUGGCAUGGGCGGUGUCAGUGUUCUCCUGAUCGAGCGCUCUGCCGGAGGUGUGAGCACACGUAAGAUGGACUGCCAGGGUGUCUGGAGCAGUGGUACCACUUACGUUACCUUUGAAGACGUCAAGGUUCCUGUCGGCAACCUGAUUGGAAAGGAGAACAAGGGCUUUAAAGUCAUCAUGACCAACUUCAACCAUGAACGUAUGGGUAUCAUCAUCCAAUGUCUCCGCUUCUCCCGAGUCUGCUACGAGGAGUCCGUCAAAUACGCCCACAAGCGCCGCACUUUUGGCAAACGACUCAUCGACCAUCCAGUCAUCCGUAUGAAGCUCGCCCAUAUGGCUCGCCAGAUCGAAGCCAGUUUCAACUGGCUCGAGAAUCUCGUCUUCCAGUGUCAAAAUAUGGAUGAGGACGCCGCUGCCCUUCGUCUAGGCGGAGCUAUCGCCGGUCUCAAGGCCCAGUCAACUACCACCUUUGAGUUCUGCGCCCGUGAGGCUAGUCAGAUCUUCGGAGGUCUCAGUUACUCUCGUGGUGGACAGGGUGGUAAGAUCGAACGCCUCUACCGUGAUGUCAGAGCCUACGCUAUUCCCGGAGGUAGCGAGGAGAUCAUGCUUGACCUGAGUAUGAGACAGUCCCUGAAGGUACAUGAGAUCUUUGGUAUGAAGUUAUAAUGGCUUCCUUGUUUGGUACCUUCUGUUCUGUCGAAUACAUCUGUAUGAAUUCCCUUGUGUCAAUAUAUCCCCGAUGAACUUGUGCUUGUUUCAUUUGAUAUAACUCCUGGCUCCAAUUUCCUUCAUGGCUACCUGUACCUUAUUCCAAAUUACCUACUUCGUAGAAUCAAAAAGAUUCACAAGAUUCACAUAAAGCUAUUACUUGAGUCUCGUAAACGCUGCAUCCCCGAUAUUAUAUCUUUCUUGCUGAUGAAGUUUGUACCUUAAA